Molecule: messenger RNA, 2283 nt
Organism: Serendipita indica DSM 11827
Lineage: Eukaryota; Fungi; Basidiomycota; Agaricomycetes; Sebacinales; Serendipitaceae
Source: the annotation of a GenBank genome assembly
AUGAACGUCGGGACCGCAAAUCUCGGUGUCAAGGUAUACACAGUAAAUGGAGCGGCGGCAGGAACUGGUUCUGCAUCGUCUUUGCCAGACUGGCUGACGCGAAAACGGGCCGUCAAGAGUGGAAAGAGCAAACGAGCUAUUCGCGAAGAAAUCGAAGGCGCGGUCAAUCUUAUCCAAGAUUUCGAGUUUCCAGAAGCCAGUAAUAAGAUUAGAGUCACACGCAACGGUCACCAUGCGAUUGCGACGGGGGUAUACAAGCCGCAAAUGCGAGUGUGGGAUUUGGACCAAUUGACACUCAAGUUUGAACGUCAUUCGGAUGCCGAAAACGUGGAUUUUGCCAUUUUGUCAGACGACUGGACGAAAACGAUUCAUCUCCAGGCCGACAGGUCAAUAGAGCUACAUGCACAGGGGGGGCUGCACUAUCGAACUCGGAUACCGCGAUUCGGAAGAGCCUUGGCGUACCAUUUUGCCUCCUGUGAUGCACUUAUUGGUGGUGCAGGCAACGAAGUAUAUCGACUCAACCUCGAACAAGGGCGAUUCAUGAUCCCCUUUACACUAGGAGGUGACCCUAAUCAAGGAGCGGUCGAAGGUGUCAAUGCCAUUGAUAUCAAUCCAGCCCAUAACCUCUUCGCAUUUGCGACCGAGGGACCUGGUACCGUAGAGUUCUGGGAUCCACGUUCAAAGAGCACCGUCGGGAAUCUACGCCUUCCGAGGUCGCUGAUUAACCCGAGCGUCGCGACCACAUCAACAUUACCCGGCUUGGACGACGCUGGCCAGACAUUUGCAGCCACUGCGCUAGCGUCGAGAAUGGAUGGCCUCUCCUUGGCUGUGGGUAUGUCCACGGGCCAUACUCUUCUGUACGACAUUCGCUCUCCAAACCCAUACGCGACAAAGGACCAAGGAUACGGGUUCCCCAUCAAGCGUGUGCAAUGGAUUGACGGGGCUUCAUCACGUAUGGCAGGGGACAACUAUCUGUACAGUGCAGAUAAAAAGGUGCUGAAAGUCUGGGACCGCGAUUCGCCGCAGACAAACUUUGCUUCGGUGACCACACCGACGGAUAUAAAUGAUGUUUGUCACGUUCCAGGGAGCGGAUUGUUCAUGCUCGCCAAUGAGGGCAUUCACAUGACCAGUUACUAUAUACCACAACUGGGGCCUGCUCCGAAGUGGUGCAGCUUCCUAGACAACCUGACGGAGGAACUAGAGGACCAAACUGUCAGAAACACGUACGAGGACUUUAAGUUUCUCGACAAGAAUGAACUCUUCAAUUUGGGAUUGGACCAUUUGCUGGGUACACCAGCUCUCAAGCCAUAUAUGCACGGAUACUUUGUCUCACUCAAGCUCUAUGACGCUGCCAGAGUCAUUGCAAAUCCCUUUGUCUACGCCGAACAUCGAGAGAAGACCAUUCGUCGUAAAAUGGAGAAGUUGGCGGACAGUCGAAUUCGCACUCGAAAAGACCAACUUCCAAAGAUCAACCGUGCUCUCGCAGAGCGCAUCUUACAAGCACAGGAGAGGGAGAGCAAAAAGCGGAAGCGAGAGGGAGAGACAGAGGACGCCGAACCGGCGAAGGCAAAGAAAGAAAAAAGCACUAACCUCCUUCAAGACAGUCGCUUCAAGGCUGUCUUUGAGGAUCCAGACUUUGAGAUCGAUGAGACGAGCAGAGAGUUUGCACUUCUUCACCCUUCGCAAGCUGAUGCAGCAGCAAAGAGUCGAAAGACUAAGACUGCAGUGGACGAAGAGGAGGAAGAGAGUGAUGGAGGCAUCUCCUCAGAUGACUUGGGCCUAGAUGGCGAGUCUAGCGAAUCAAGUGAAGAAGAGGAACAGAGCAGCGAUGACGGCAUGCAAAUGACUAGUAUUAGGCCUAAUCAGCCUUCAAAAGCAUUCCAUACCGUCAGACGACCCAAGGCCCUUCCUAAAAUGGUCUCUGCCCGAGCAGAGACAUCCAGCGACCAAGUCUCGUCCAAAUACAGAGACCCUUCUGCAAACUUUGGGCAGCGACGACAUAAAGCUAAUGGAAAAUUGGUCGAUGCAAGCUCUGCCUCCUCGGAUCAAAUUACCAAACCCAGUGGAGAUGGAGGCAUGAUGAUCUCAUUUAUUCCUGGUAAAUCUCAGGAUAAGCACAAGGCGAAACCGACUGCAAAGAAGCAGCCAGGGAUUGAGUACUUGGGCGCUGGACUGGAGCGCGGUGCGGAGAGGCCAGAUAUACCAGAAUCAGAGCGCAAAGGGCGAACACAACGAAGAAAAGGGGUACGGAGUGGGAGUAAGAACGCGUUUCGAGGUCUCUGA